Messenger RNA from Girardinichthys multiradiatus, 1386 nucleotides. RefSeq lists its product as uncharacterized. The record is from RefSeq and is a predicted model, not a curated record. The transcript has 2 exons. The coding region runs from base 740 to 1246 and encodes 168 amino acids. Lineage: Eukaryota; Metazoa; Chordata; Actinopteri; Cyprinodontiformes; Goodeidae.
CACAAGGACUAGUGCCGUGCUAUUGUUCUCCUGUAGCCUAAACAACUGUCCAUUGAGUAUUGAUUGUUCCCUUUUUUUGUCAAUUAAAGGACAUCACUUUGUGCUUUGUAUCGACGGAGCAGUCUAAAUGGACCAACAACAUUGCAUUCCGCUGACCCAGAUUGACCUGUGAGUGAAUACGAAGCCUUACUGCAAAUGGAUCUUCCUUGUACUCUUGCCAGAGAAGAGUUUUAAGCUGUUUGGAGUUAAAUACAUCAGCGCCCGGAACCGCCUCCGACCCCCACCGAUUCUUCUGGGAGGGCGUAUUAAACGCUGUCCAUGAAACAAUCCCACACGACUACUCUGGGAUACUGACUGGUCUUCCGUCCACUGUUUUGGAUUCCGAGAUAAUGUCUCUUUCUACGAGUCUACUCGUAGGUUUCUUGCGCGCCUAUUCUAUGAGAAAGGAGUGAGGCAUAUGACUGGGUUUACAACUUGCUGACACACUGAAAGCCAAAUACUUCAAUUAAAUGUUAAUGAUCGGCUGGUUGGAAUAUUUCUGUUUUUCUGAAUGUGCUAAUUACACCCGGUUGUUGGGAAUUUAUGAUGCAAACUUAGGAGCUUUAAACUGGUUUGUUUUUUCAUGCUUUGUUUUUCCUCUGGACAUGCGGUGACUCAUUGAUUGCUCUAUUUCAGUGUUUGGAUCCGGGAAUCCUUACACCUUUAAAGCUUGACAGUUUUUUCGGUUUCGAUCUCAGAUAUGUUUUCCAGCAGAUGCGGAGCACUGAUAGUGUUCAGUGUUUGCAUCCUCACUCGCUCACUUUCUUCCUCCAUCCGAAGAUGUGGACUGGACAUCUGCAGGGACGACAAGAUCUGCUGCAAAAACACCACGUCCGCCCCCUGUUGCAACCCCCAUGAGAACAGGAUUUACUCCAACAUCGCCAUGGUCACCCGCAAACUUUCCGGGGUGCUCAUCAUGCUGCUCCUCUUCGCUCUGGGCUACUUUAUCCAGAGGAUGCUGUGUUCCAGGUCCAGGCAGGACAGCCUGCCGCAAAACCGACAGCCGCCGGUCACCACAUCACAAGAGAUGCUCAUGGAGAGCUGUUCGCGGGACACCUUGGCUGAUCCACCUUUAGCUUAUGCUCCAGCUGCAAAACUGCCCACAUAUGAGGAAUGCAGGGAUCUCCCGACUUAUGAAGAGACAAUGACGGGUGGGAGCCGAGGACGAGCGGGGCCCUCCAAGAUGAAUGACGAGAACACUUUUUGAUCAGAAUUCAACUUUAAGACCUCCAGGCUCAGAAGGUAGUUUGACUAUUUGGACCACUCGCCGAAAAGCCUCCUCGACUCCAAACCCAGUCGAAGCGGAGCAAGGCUGGACUAACCAGUCCCGACCCACGCACAUUUUCC